ACGCUGAGAUAGGAGGUUCGUUGUGUUGGUUAAGUUACGUCUCAAUCGCACUCUGCUCCACGUGAUAAACGGGAUAAAUUUGUAUAUAAAUAUAUAUAUAUAUAAAUAUACACGCAUAUAUAUUAUAUAUAUACAACCGUGGCCGAAAGUAUCGUAUUUGCAACUGUAGCCGACUAGGUGAAUUAAUAACUGGCCACAUGGAAAUGAUGCUCUCAUUCGUUAUGUUGCCGACCGUACCGGUGUCAAAUUCCUUUUUUCCAUUCAAUCCCAGUCUAGAGGACGAAAUGAAGCGACUUUUCGACAACUGUGCCGCUAGCAACGCGAAAGGAUUUCAACAAAACGUUGAGGAUGUAAUGGAAGAAUUUCGACACAACGGUCGUGAUUUCGAGUAUUGUCCCGAUUUGGAUUCAGACGUAACAAAACAGAUCACACCUCGACGAAAGAAAAAUAAGAAACCUUUACCGACCGAAUGUGUUUUUUGCCGAAAUAAUGGCGAGGAAGAGACAUAUUACCGGCAGCAUUUGUUGAAAGACGUCGACGGUCGAGUUCAGUGUCCUGUUCUAAGGGCUUACACAUGCCCGAUCUGCGGCGCAUGCGGUGAUAUGGCGCACACCGUCAAAUACUGCCCGAAGGGACCUUACAACCCUAAUUCUAUAAGCACGGCGAACGCUUUCAAACUCCUGAGGAAUUCAAUGGGCAAGCGACGUGGCAAGAAAGAAUAACGAGUUCUCCAAUCGAUCCGAGCCGUAUAAACACGCUGGAAAGACUCGAUUCGCAUGCACCAAUGGGAACAACUGGACACUGGUUCGUCGUAAAAUCUAGGAUAUUCGCGUACAAUAAUACGUUUUUGUACUUAUUUAACUCUUACGCCUAUUCGUAUACGCUGACAAUACUUGGUGCAAUCUUACAUUUUCGCUCGCAUGUGCCGCGCAACGUUUCGAAACGGAAAAACCAAGUUUGACUUUGCAAUUCAUUUUGUAUGGUUCAUGCUACUCCCCCCGCGUUCUCCCAUAGCGCGGUAGAAAUCGCGCUGAUGAAAGUGAAAUUCGAUUUAGAAAGAACAGUUUAAGCGCACUUUAAGUCGCGCGAUUAAAUCGGACGAAAUGAUUCAGUGCGCCUGCGUUGCUUGCGUUGACUGUAUUGUAACAAUGAUGAGAACAUUUUUAUUAUAUAUAUAUAUAUAUAUAUAUGU
Dinoponera quadriceps is the source of this 1192-nucleotide messenger RNA. It is a transcript of the gene nanos, whose product is annotated as protein nanos. Gene Ontology annotation, cellular component: perinuclear region of cytoplasm. Gene Ontology annotation, molecular function: zinc ion binding; mRNA binding. The transcript has 4 exons. NCBI's taxonomy places the organism in Eukaryota, Metazoa, Arthropoda, Insecta, Hymenoptera, Formicidae. The record is from RefSeq and is a predicted model, not a curated record. Bases 198 to 722 code for a protein of 174 amino acids. Gene Ontology annotation, biological process: negative regulation of translation; oogenesis.